CGCAGCCUUCUGUACGUCGAUAUCUUCGGACGUCUCAAAGUCGUGCGUCAACCAAUGACGCCAAAAUGGACAUCUGUCAUAUCCAACGGCUUCCGGAAGAGCUCCUCCUGCAGGUCCUGGCCGAAGUCGCAGAUUUGGAUGGUGGCCCACCGUCUGCGUCGAGGUUCGGGCUCGAGCCGUCGGCAGAGCUCACAAAGUCGGCGAAUCAACCGCUCAAAGUCUUCUCGUUGGUCUGCUGGCGCUGGCGCAACGUAGCAAAGCCGCAUUUGUUCCAGUACGCUCGAGUCUGCCUACCCUGCGACGCGGGAUGGCUACGACUCUGCACGGGACUGAGUCAAUGGAUCCGGGCGAACUGUCGAAAGACGCCAAAAAUGCUUCGCCUCACGGGCAAAAUAGAUAACCUCGUGCAAUCGUUGACAUUUGAUUCUUCGGUAGACGUCGAUGCGGACCGGGCGUUGGGAUUCGAGUUCAUGCCGCAAGGUGAAGAUGUCUGGCCGACCGAGUACUACCAUUGGAUGCCAACUGCGAAGACUGACGUUGCUCAAUUCUUGAACUUUGUCCAGCGAAACAAUCUUGUUGAGAAGAUUAAGAGUUUGGUCGUGUUUGCGCACAAGAGUCUUAACGAAAAGCGUUCCAGCCAUGAGGAGAGCAUCAUAUACGAUGAGGUCAAGACGAUGUGGAGUGAGAUCUUCAAGGCGCUGCCUCUGCAACGAGUCCUCGUCGUUGCCCCUCCUUCGACCAUGGCAGUUUUGUCUGGUGGUACAGACAGGGCGUGGGAUUCAUGGCUCUUCCAGAUGCCGUAUCACUAUCUCGAGUUUUCUUCGCCUCAAGACUCCACCGACGAGGUCGAUCAUACCGACGCAUCGCUUCCUCGUCGUCCACAGGGACGCAGUUUUGAAACCUUGCUCUGCAACAUCCGUCCUUGGACUCACAUGGCGUACAACGAAGGAACGGCGCUUCGAGGAUACGGACAGUACGAAUACCAAUGGAAGAAGCUUCCCUACGUCUUUCCAAGUCUAAUUGAAUGGUUGGUUAAGGAGAGAAACUCUGCCAGAACGCCGAAAAUUCGGACCAUCGAAUACAUUUCGCUUUUCCCGUACGCGUCGCACUUGCGAAACUUUGUGCUCGGGUUAGCCAGUAUGGAACAUCUUCGAGAACUCAAGGUCAAGCUCGCCGAGCCGGACUUGCUGGAGAACGCCGAACUCAUGGGCAAGGCCCAGCCAAGCGACGCGUACAACGAAUGGGACCAUUGCUAUCGUAUCAUAGGUCACCAUUUUUUGGCCUUGGCUCAGCCAGGCACAACUUUCAUAUCGGCCGACACGCGAUUUGCCGCGUUGAAGAGCCAGAUUCAGGAUUGCAUCGAGCGGAGAAGCGUUGUACCUCUCGCGCAUCGCUUGGUCAUGGAGGAGAAGGGGGAUGGAACAAUUAUCUGGAAAGUGAGAGACGUUUCUUGAUUGUAAAGACGAGCCAAAGCACAGCUGGUUUCUGGUCCUUUGGAGGACAGUUUCCAGCCAUUCUAGCUAGAGGCUUGGGAGAGCGGCGGCCAAAGCCAGUCCCACGCGAGCAAUAGUAAGCAUGAUGGCAUGCAGUCCGGCUGAUGAAACCUGGAGUCCUGCUUGAGCUGCAAGUCGUUCGAUCCAACAAUGAGUUGUGACAAGCAGCCCGACAGUCUCUCGUCUAGCAAAAAUACUCAUUCACUGCUGGCUUCUGUAAGCCAUAUUGAGGCAUUAGGGACAUUGAUCUCGCUUGCAAACGGCGUGGUGUCACCAUGAUGAUAUAUUUCAUCGGCUUCGUGGACAUCCAUUUUAAGGCGCCGCGAGGACUUCAUCCUAGAGCCCAUCCCACGAAAUGAGAUAGCUCCGGCAAAUCUGCUAUGUUGUAUAUCCUGCACACAUGCUCAUUUAGAGAUCUACAGGAUCCAGCCUUCCUAAUACAGCCCUCUCUGUGCUCUAAUCGGAGUGAAGAAGCCCAUUGUAAGUUAAAUCACAAGUAAAAUAGAAAUCUUGCGUCGCUUCCGCUAUCAAUAGACACGCUAAUGUACUUACCACGUCACAAUUGGGGCGGCAGUGGCUGGGCUGGGCUAUAUGUUACCAUUUAUGUAAAACCUCUUUAGACGAGGCGACGGUGAGUGGAGAUGAACGUCUGAAGAUCUUGGAAGGGUCAAUGAAUAUGCCGCAUCGGGAAUACGUAUGCUUCGCUCUUAUCAUGAUAGAUUACUGCAUGUUGUGUGAUUAUGAAUCAGAU
Verruconis gallopava is the source of this 2244-nucleotide messenger RNA. RefSeq lists its product as uncharacterized. The transcript has a single exon. The record is from RefSeq and is a predicted model, not a curated record. Lineage: Eukaryota; Fungi; Ascomycota; Dothideomycetes; Venturiales; Sympoventuriaceae. Bases 66 to 1454 code for a protein of 462 amino acids.